CGACGUCGUACGAUGAAUCUGUCACUUAGCGGUAGAAAGAUUGCGAUGCCAGGUGUUUUGUCGGAAACUCAGUAUAUCACUCCCAUCGGAUCACCUACGCUCGACGAGUUGCUGAAAGAUUGUGACAGUUUCCGAAAAGGAGAUACUGGCGACGGCGUAAAAAGCGAUGAUCCAGCUCAUCACGUGAUAGAUGUCGAAGCCUUACACCUAAAACCUGUCCCGUUCGUCCUAGCGUUUAACAAUCUUGAAUACGAUGUCACACUUCGACGUCGUUUUGGGUUCUCGGGAAGAAGCGGAGUAAAGACUCUACUUGAUGAUGUUUCCGGCGAGGCUUGCGACGGAGAUAUCCUCGCCGUUCUUGGUGCAAGUGGAGCAGGGAAGUCUACUUUGAUCGAUGCAUUAGCGGGGCGAGUUGCUGAGGGAAGCUUAAGAGGCUCCGUAACUCUAAACGGAGAAAAAGUCUUGCAAUCUCGGUUGCUAAAGGUCAUAUCGGCGUAUGUGAUGCAAGACGAUCUUCUCUUUCCGAUGCUCACCGUUAAAGAAACCUUGAUGUUCGCUUCCGAGUUCCGUCUCCCGAGAUCUUUAUCCAAGUUAAAGAAGAUGGAGCGUGUUGAAACCCUAAUUGACCAAUUAGGGCUUAGAAACGCGGCCAACACGGUAAUCGGAGACGAAGGUCACCGUGGAGUAUCAGGCGGAGAGCGACGGCGCGUUUCAAUAGGAAUCGAUAUUAUUCACGAUCCCAUCGUGUUGUUCCUCGACGAGCCAACGUCGGGUCUGGAUUCUACAAACGCCUUUAUGGUGGUGCAAGUUUUGAAACGUAUCGCUCAGAGUGGCAGUAUUGUAAUUAUGUCGAUCCAUCAACCUAGUGCUCGCAUCGUGGAGUUGCUUGAUAGGCUUAUCAUCUUAUCUCGCGGCAAAAGUGUUUUCAACGGAUCUCCGGCUAGUCUUCCUGGAUUCUUCUCCGAUUUCGGUCGUCCGAUCCCGGAGAAAGAGAACAUCACAGAGUUCACUCUUGAUUUAGUUCGAGAGCUCGAAGGAUCCACCGAAGGAACCAGAAGUUUAGUUGAAUUCAAUGAAAAGUGGCAACGAAACAAGCUCAGUCUCAGCCAAUGUGCUCCACAAACCAACAUGUUGGAGCUAGACCACACGUUAACCUUAAAAGAAGCCAUCAAUGUAAGUGUUUCUAGAGGUAAACUAGUUUCAGGCUCAUCUAGAGCCAAUCUUACUUCCAUGGAGACAGUAUCUUCAUACGCAAACCCGUCAUUGUUCGAAACAUUCAUCUUAGCCAAACGGUACAUGAAAAACUGGAUGCGGAUGCCGGAGCUUGUAGGAACACGGAUCGCUACCGUAAUGGUGACUGGUUUUCUCUUAGCCACUGUGUACUGGAAGCUGGACCACAGUCCAAGAGGAGCACAAGAGAGAUUGACCUUGUUCGCUUUCGUUGUUCCGACAAUGUUCUACUGUUGUUUAGACAAUGUUCCCGUUUUUAUCCAGGAACGAUACAUUUUCUUGAGGGAGACAACACACAACGCGUACAGAACAUCUUCGUACGUUAUAUCUCACUCCCUCGUGUCUCUUCCUCAGCUCCUUGCUCCGUCCUUAGUAUUUUCCGCGAUCACAUUCUGGACUGUUGGAUUGAGCGGCGGACUAGAAGGUUUCUUCUUCUAUUGCCUCAUAAUCUACGCCUCCUUCUGGUCUGGUUCCUCCGUCGUGACCUUCAUAUCCGGUGUUGUCCCCAAUAUCAUGUUAAGCUACAUGGUCGCUAUUUCCUAUCUCGCCUACUGUUUACUGUUGAGUGGAUUCUACGUCAACCGAGAUCGGAUACCUAUCUACUGGACAUGGUUUCAUUACAUUUCACUGCUCAAAUAUCCCUAUGAGGCUGUCUUAAUCAACGAGUUUGAUGACCCAUCCCGUUGUUUUGUCAAGGGAGUCCAAGUAUUCGACAGCACUCUUCUCGGAGGAGUAUCUGAAUCCGGGAAGGUUAAGCUCCUCGAAACUCUCGGUAAGUCUCUGCAAACGAGAAUUACAGAGUCCACCUGCUUGAGGACUGGAUCCGACUUUCUUGAGCAGCAAGGUAUUACUGAGUUGAGCAAGUGGGAAUGCUUAUGGAUCACAUUUGCGUCAGGUCUUUUUUUUAGGAUCUUGUUUUACUUCGCCUUAUUGUUGGGGAGCAGGAAUAAGAGGACAUGAAGAUUACUAGUCCCCACAAACACAUGUAUCUGCAUUAGCUACAUAUUUAAGUAAAUCUUGAAAAAUGAUCCC
This is a messenger RNA of Capsella rubella, 2262 nucleotides long. Its product is annotated as ABC transporter G family member 19. Gene Ontology annotation, cellular component: membrane. Gene Ontology annotation, molecular function: ATP binding; ABC-type transporter activity; ATP hydrolysis activity. The record is from RefSeq and is a predicted model, not a curated record. Bases 13 to 2190 code for a protein of 725 amino acids. The transcript has a single exon. Lineage: Eukaryota; Viridiplantae; Streptophyta; Magnoliopsida; Brassicales; Brassicaceae.